AAUCAGAAAUAAAAUAUUGGGCAAGUUGGCCACAGUUUAAUCUCAAAUUCUUUACCCAAACCAAGUCGUAUGUUUCAAAGCUUCUAAGCUGAUCAAGGACAAGUUUUCUCCCUUUCUCUCUCUAGAAUUUCUCAACCCUAUUUGAAUUUUCUUUCUUCGUCUUUAAGCUUUCUUUUUCUCCUCCUAUAUCUUACCGUGGAUCUUAGAUUGGGCGUCGUUUCUCUACUGAUAGCGUAGUGAUGGCCCGCCGUUACGACCCCAACCCUUUCGACGAGGAAGAAGUUAAUCCCUUUUCUGACCCAGCAGUUAGAGGGAAAACAUCAACAAACUAUGGUGGAGGAGCGUUUUAUACAACAAAUCCAGGAAGUGUACCUCCUGCCUCAAACUCAAGACUUUCACCUCUUCCUCCUGAACCUGCAGGUUUCAACUAUGAUGGUGGUGCAACAAUUGAUAUUCCUCUUGACACAGCAGGAUCAAAUUUUCAGGAUUUAAAAAAGAAAGAGAGGGAACUCCAAGCUAAGGAGGCUGAACUGAGAAAGAGGGAACAGGAAGUAAAACGGAAAGAAGAUGCUGCUGCACGAGCUGGAAUUGUUCUUGAGGAGAAAAAUUGGCCACCAUUCUUCCCAAUUAUCCAUCAUGAUAUUGCGAAUGAAAUACCGAUUCAUCUACAAAAGUUGCAGUAUGUUGCAUUUACGACAUUCUUAGGAUUGGCGUGCUGCCUUACAUGGAAUAUUAUAGCAACUACUACAGCAUGGAUUAAAGGGGAAGGGGUAAAAAUCUGGUUUCUUGCUAUUAUCUACUUCAUAGCUGGGGUCCCAGGAGCUUAUGUGUUGUGGUACCGUCCACUUUAUCGUGCUUUUAGGAAUGAAAGUGCUUUGAAGUUUGGAUGGUUUUUCAUGUUUUAUUUGCUUCAUAUUGCCUUCUGCAUCUUUGCUGCUGUUGCUCCUCCUGUUAUUUUCCAUGGGAAAUCUCUUACUGGUAUCCUGCCUGCAGUAGAUCUUAUAGGUGACCAUGUUUUGGUUGGGAUCUUCUACUUCAUUGGGUUUGGAAUGUUCUGUGUUGAAUCAGUGCUCAGCAUCUGGGUUAUUCAGCAAGUAUAUAUGUACUUCCGAGGCAGUGGCAAAGCAGCUGAGAUGAAGCGUGAAGCCGCAAGAGGAGCCAUGAGGGCUGCAUUGUAAGGCUGCAAUUCCCGAUAGAAGCGAGAUAUAUGUGGAUUCAGGCUGAAUGGAGACUAUGGAAUUCCAGCGGACUCUUGUCAUACUUGUUCCAUAAGUUGUUUUUCUUUUUCUUUGUUUUGUGAUAAAAGUAUUGUAUUGGAGAGGUUGCUUCAACUUGGGAUUAGAAAUCUUUUAGACAUGAUCUACUGUAAAUUUGAAUUAGAAAGGUGGUGUUCAUUUAUAUCUGUUCAUGUCCCUCGCUUGAAA
Molecule: messenger RNA, 1424 nt
Organism: Vitis riparia (riverbank grape)
Lineage: Eukaryota; Viridiplantae; Streptophyta; Magnoliopsida; Vitales; Vitaceae
Product: secretory carrier-associated membrane protein 3-like
Exons: 13
Coding region: 240-1178 (312 amino acids)
Biological process (GO): protein transport
Cellular component (GO): recycling endosome membrane; trans-Golgi network membrane
Source: RefSeq, a predicted model, not a curated record